Messenger RNA from Bombyx mori (domestic silkworm), 1308 nucleotides. Its product is annotated as metabotropic glutamate receptor 5. NCBI's taxonomy places the organism in Eukaryota, Metazoa, Arthropoda, Insecta, Lepidoptera, Bombycidae. The transcript is spliced from 2 exons. The coding region runs from base 1 to 1308 and encodes 435 amino acids. Gene Ontology annotation, cellular component: postsynaptic density membrane; plasma membrane. Gene Ontology annotation, biological process: regulation of synaptic transmission, glutamatergic; G protein-coupled glutamate receptor signaling pathway. The record is from RefSeq and is a predicted model, not a curated record. Gene Ontology annotation, molecular function: adenylate cyclase inhibiting G protein-coupled glutamate receptor activity; G protein-coupled receptor activity involved in regulation of postsynaptic membrane potential.
AUGGUCUUAUAUGGAUUUAGACGAGGGCAAGGAGUGCGCGGAGUCUGCUCAGAGCCGUGCGGUGUGGGAGAGUGGGCCCGGGCGGGAGAGGGCAGGGCGCGGUGCUGUUGGACGUGCGUGCCCUGUCCGCCGCUCGCCAUUACCGUGCCGCCCCCCGCACCGGGCUGCAAGCCGUGCCUUCCCGGACACCGACCUGACCUGACGCGGACUCGCUGCAUACCUUCGCCCGUGGAGUGGAGCGGCGGCGGACGACCUCGAGCUAUAGCCACUUUGACCGGUGCCAUCGGUUUGAUCACGGUCUGCUUCUUCUCUGUCGUGUUAUGGCACUACCGUAAAACUCCCGUUGUGAAAUCUGCUUCACGAGAGCUGUGCGCGCUCCUGCUCUGCUCUGCGGCCUCGUGUCACGGCGCGGCGCUGGCCGGUGCCAUCCGCCCAGCAGGGCUGUCAUGCGCGGCGGUUCGACUGGCAGCUCCGGCGCUGGGCGGCGUAUAUGCUGCGGUGGUGGCUCGCACCAUGCGCGUCGCACGUCUGGUAGCAGCGGUCGAAAAACGCCCUGCAGCUCGACCCCGAUUGCUCUCGUCCCGCGCUCAGGUGUGGACGUGGUUGGCCCUAAGCACGCCGGGCUGGGCGAUGGCGGCGUGGAGCGCCACCAGUUGGCCUCCCGUGGCGCGGCUGUUGCACCCGGGCCGGGCGCGCUCCGUGCUGGCUUGCGCAGGAGAGACCGCGACGGCCCAGCUGGUCCCUUUGGCACCGGCCCUAGUGUUGCUCGGUGCGUGCGUGUUGCUGGCAGUGCGCACGCGCCGCCUGCCGCAUAACUUAAACGAGACUAAGUUCGUGGGGGCGGCUGCGUACGCGACCUGCGUGACGUGGCUGGCGUUUUUCCCGCUGUACGCAGUGACGGAGGCGCGCACGGCGUGCCUGUGUGCGUGCGUGUCGCUGUCGGCAGGGGCGUGCGUUCUAUUGUCCCUGGGCCCGAGGGUCUGGGUGUGCUUAUGCCGUCCCGAACGCAACACACGCGCUCACUUUCUGACCGCCACUUCGAUCCGUUGUCACCUCGGCAAGUACCGCUCUGGGAGAGCCGCCCGCCCGUCGGCGACCGUCGGCGAGAGUCGGGAGGCGUCCAGUCAGACGACGGAGUGCGGGGAGUGCGGAGAGUGCGGGGCAGCGGGGCGGUGUGCGCGUGUCACACGCUGGGAAGGUCCGGAGUCUGCACACGUGCUCAUCGUGCUGUACCCUCACCGACACGUGGCGCCCCUCUCGUUGGCACACUACGCGCACGACUCUCCUCUCGCCGAUCGUAAUCUCUAA